Rhododendron vialii is the source of this 2171-nucleotide messenger RNA. Its product is annotated as protein DA1-related 2. The coding region runs from base 463 to 1968 and encodes 501 amino acids. Gene Ontology annotation, molecular function: ubiquitin binding. The record is from RefSeq and is a predicted model, not a curated record. NCBI's taxonomy places the organism in Eukaryota, Viridiplantae, Streptophyta, Magnoliopsida, Ericales, Ericaceae. The transcript has 12 exons.
CAAAUAUUCAAAAAUCACUUCUCUCUUUCUCUCUCCCUCUCUCCGAUUCUCAGCCGUCCAACGCCUACUUUUUCCCUUCUCCUUCCGCCUCAGCAGAUUCCUCGUCUUUCCCCGAUCUCUCCCACUUUCUCUUCUUUCCUUUCCCCAAGCCAAGAAUCUCUUCUCCCCCAGCCCAAUCCCUCCUCCUUCUCUCUCCCUCCACCCCUCUCUCUCUCUAAAAUUCUCCCUCCCCUAUCUUCCUCAAGAGAUUCCCCUCUCUUUCUUUCUUUCCCAAAACUUAGCUUUUCACGAUGCCAUUGUUCUCCUUCACCACCCUCUGUUCUAUUCCCCUUUUAUGCUCCGCACCCUUUCUUCCGCUUCUCUCUCUCUCUCCCUAUUUCUCUCUCCGUCCUUUUCAAAUUUUUCUUCCCUUUUCGCCUCCUCCGCAUUAAGGCAAAACUAUACAUACGCUGCUUCAAUACCAUGUCUUCUUCGGACGUCAACCACCUCUCUCAGCCCUGUAUUUACGGACACUUUCUUUCUUCAGACGGUGAGAGGAAGUCCAGGUUUAUGAAAUGGCUGAGCAAGAUUUUUAAGAGUGGCUCAGACCGUGAAGUUACUGGCAGGCAUUAUCCGCAAUAUAUUGGGGAGGAAAACAUGGUUCGGCGGGCUCCAGCAAGAUCCCUGGAUGAUCGCUCUAGAACAGAAAAGGAGAGAGAAGAAUUAGACCGUGCAAUUGCACUUUCUUUGGCUGAGGAUUUGAAGAGACCACCAGGAUACCGAUGGAGAACAGACAAUAAUGAAGAUCGAAGGGCACUCCAUGAUAGCCUUCAUUCAAACUAUCCUCCCUAUGUGCCUACUGACUAUUAUCGCAGAGAAUAUAGAUUAUGCGGUGGAUGCAAACGUGACCUUGGAUGUGGAAACUAUUUGGGAUGCAUGGGAACUUUUUUCCAUCCAGAGUGCUUCUGCUGUCGUUCUUGUGGUUUCCCCAUCACUGAGCAUGAGUUCUCUUUGUCAGGGAAGGAUGCGUACCAUAAGUCCUGCUUCAAAGAGCUGACUCAUCCCAAAUGUGAAGUUUGUCACCAAUUUAUUCCAACAAAUGGAGCUGGUUUGAUUGAGUAUAGGUGCCACCCUUUUUGGUCUCAAAAAUAUUGUCCUUCACAUGAGGAUGAUAACACGGCCAGGUGCUGUAGUUGUGAACGUUUGGAGUCUUCGAAUGCAAGACAUGUAGCUUUGGGAGAUGGACGGAGUCUAUGUUUAGAGUGCAUGGAAUCUGCUAUCAUGGAUACUGGUGAUUGCCAACCUCUUUACCACGCCAUCCGUGACUACUAUGAAGGAAUGUACAUGAAACUUGACCAGCAAAUUCCCAUGCUUCUAGUCGAAAGACAAGCUCUUAAUGAAGCGAUUGUAGGCGAGAAAAAUGGCUUCCAUCACAUGCCUGAAACAAGGGGUUUGUGCUUGUCUGAAGAGCAGACAGUUACCAGCAUACUUAAAAGACCAAAAGUAGGGGGCCCAGGCCACCGACUCAUAGGAAUGAGAACACAACCUCAAAAGCUGACUCGAAAAUGUGAAGUCACAGCAAUUCUCGUUCUAUAUGGCCUCCCAAGAUUACUAACAGGUGCAAUUCUUGCUCACGAGUUAAUGCAUGGGUGGUUACGUCUUAAAGGCUACCGCAAUCUCAAUCCUGAGGUAGAGGAGGGUAUCUGUCAAGUGCUUUCAUACAUGUGGCUUGAGUCAGAGGUUAUGCCCGGAUUAAAAAAUAUGCCAUCGUCGUCUGCAGCUUCAUCAUCGUCCUCAGUGUCAUCAUCUAAGAAAGGCGGAAAGUCUGGUGUUGAGAAUAAACUGGGAGAAUUUUUCAUGCACCAGAUUGCCCAUGAUGCUUCUCCAGCCUACGGUGGGGGAUUUAGGGCUGCUAAUGCAGCAGUCCAUAGGUAUGGUUUACGCAGUACCCUGGACCACAUUCGCCUAACCGGAAGUUUUCCUCUGUAAUCCUAUUUAUAAAGUUCUACUUUUAAUUAUGCUUGGAGAUGAUUGUGUGGCUCCUCAGAAGGAUUGAGUUGAUCAUAAAAGCUUGGAUUAGCUCCCCUUUGUUUUUGUUGGGCCUUUUGAGGAUACAUGGAAAAAUGGCUUCAAAUGUAAUAAUGAAAAGCUUAUCACCAUUCUACGAAAAUGCAAGUGGUUUCUUGUGCACA